This is a messenger RNA of Paramuricea clavata, 1549 nucleotides long. The record is from the annotation of a GenBank genome assembly. Lineage: Eukaryota; Metazoa; Cnidaria; Anthozoa; Malacalcyonacea; Plexauridae.
AUGGGCAUUCUUCAACACAAGACCAGAAUCCUUUGCACGCAUCAUUUGAAAUAUCUCCAUGAUGCUGACGUGAUUGUUGUCAUGGAGCACGGGAGGGUCGCCCGUAUUGGUCCGCCUCAUCAAGUAUUGAAAGAAGAGACUUUGAUAAGAAAAAUGUCUGCCAGUGGUAGGUGGAGUGAUUAUAAUUGUUUCAAAAGCCAAUCCUUCUUAACGAAGAUUAACAAUAGAUAAACUGCUUCAUCAAGCACGAAAUAAGUCACAGUGCACGAUUCCGCAAAACUACAUUAUUUUUCUAGUGAUAGACAUUAUAUAGACAUAGUAGAAUUGUAAAUGAAAGGUUGUUCAAGCAGCAAUAUUAUAGAAGUUCAGAUUUGACUUAAAACUAUUAUCCAAUCAGAUGCGUUUCAUAUGUCCAAUUAACCAAUCAGAUGCAUUUGCUAUAUCAGAUUAACCAAUCAGAUGCGUACUUAGCCAGUUAGAGGUUGUGGUAGUGGAAGUCAGAUAUGAACUUCUACAUUUGAACAACCUUUUGUUUGCAAUUCUACUAGGCCUAUGGCUAUAAGGAUGUGUGCCACUGUUUUGGCUAUAAGGUAUGCCUGUUUUGGCGCGCCUUAUAUAGCUACUGUUUGUGGCCACUGGGCACGCCUGUUGAACUUCGAAACUGUUUCGGCAUAUAUAAGAUCCAUUCAACUUAUUUCAAUGCAUCAAAAUCAUCCUGCCAUCUCGUGCUGGCAAACCUCGAUCAUGUCAACAGCUCCUUCAAAUCACUAAAAUUUUCCCUACAAUUACCAGACGACGAGAAAGGUGAUGGUGAUGCCAAUGAAGAAGAGAACGUUGAAGGAAAUGAUCCAGGUUUAGUUGAAGAAGAAGAAAAAGAUGUUGGUGUUGUGAAAUAUGAUGUUUAUCGUUCAUACUGGCGCGCAGCCGGCGUCUGUCUUACAUUCAGUAUUUUCUUAUCUUUGUUUCUUAUGCAAGGUGAGGAGUAAGGCUGGCGUGGCACAGCUGUUAGGACAUUUCAUAUAGGCAAUUCCACCUCAGUCACAUGUGAGAACAGUGUUUCCAGUUUGAUUCUACCAAACACCACAAGUUUUCUCCUUUAAGCUACUAAUAAGAUCCUUACUGGACCUCUCGGGAGAACAGUUUGGAACUGAUAGGAUUAUCCAGUAUAAAUAAAGUUAGUUUAGUUUAGGUUUCCUCUUGUAGUAACACUGGAUCAAUAAGAGAUGAUCCUUACUGGACCUCUAGGAAGAACAGUUUAGAACUCAUAUAGUUUAGGAUUCUUCCUGUAGUAACGUUUCCAUGAUUUUUCUAUCUCUUACUAGCAUCUCGUAACAUCAGUGACUGGUGGCUAGCUUACUGGAUCUCUCACGAUAAACAUUCACCAUCAACCAAUCACACGUCCUCAUCUGAUCGCGUGUUCUUGUUCUCGUCAUCUCAUGGCACUAGUUCUGUCGAACCUGACGAUCUCCACGCGAUGCACGUUUAUGUUAAGAAAGGAAGUCUGACUUUUUAUUUGGUUGUUUAUGGCGGAAUAGCUUUUGCAAACACG